AUGGCGGCAAUGGCGAAUCUUGCGAACACCAUGGAAGCUAAUGCUAUUGUGACUCUGCAAGCUGUGCAGAGGUUAGGCCAACCGGCUGGGAGCAGAAAUGGAAAUGACGAAGGAAAUGCGAAUGAUAAUGUUGAAGGGAAUGAAGAUAACUUGGGAGGUGUUCCGAUGACCUUGGUGACUUUUCUCAAGGUUCAUCCACCAAGUUUUAGAGGAUCAACCAACCCCACAGAGGCGGAAAAUUGGUUUCAAGCCAUGGAGCAUGCUUUACAAUCACAGCAUGUUCCAAACAACCAAUAUGUAGAAUUUUCUGCCUACCAGCUUCUAGGAGAGGCCCAACAUUGCCGAUUCAAGGAGUUCUGUAGGUUCUCUAGGGUGUGUCAGGGUGCCCCAGAGACCUACGAAAGCUGGAAAUGCAUUAAGUACCAAAGGGAUUUAAAGGACAAAAUCAUGACUGCUGUGGCUCCUAUGGAGAUUCAUAUUUUCUCCGAUUUGGUGAACAAGGCUAGAGUUGUGGAAGAAUAUGCAAAGACAGUAGCUUCGUCCAAAGACACUCAUGGAGGAAACACUAGUAAGGGACGUGGCAAGUACUUUCAGCCGAGGGGGAAGAAUUUCAAGAGAGGAGGACAUGCGCCUCAAGGACAAGGAGGCUUCAGAAAGAACACUCAUGAUCAGUUUCAGCGUGGCAAAGGGAGAGGAAAUCAGAGUAAGACUUCUCUGGAUUUAACUUGUGUGUGUUGUGGGCAUUUUCAUCCAUAUGACUCUUGUAAGAUUGGUUUAGGUGGUUGCUUCAACUGUUGUUUGCCUGGUCACAUUGCGAGGGAUUGCACUCGAGGGAAGAACCCGAAUGCAGGUCAGAGUCAGCACCAAUGGCGAGUAUUUUCUGUGAAUGCCAAGGAUGCUGCUAAGGCGGAUCCGUUGAUGAGAGGUUGA
Arachis ipaensis is the source of this 930-nucleotide messenger RNA. The record is from RefSeq and is a predicted model, not a curated record. NCBI's taxonomy places the organism in Eukaryota, Viridiplantae, Streptophyta, Magnoliopsida, Fabales, Fabaceae.